AUGCUUCGCGGAGCACUUAGCCCACAGACAUGGAAUGCUGUCCUUGAUUUUAGGUACGACGAAGAUGAUGACUUCAAGUUGAUUGAUAAGGUCACAGAGAAAUCGGAAGUUCUGCGGUCCGAGCACGAAAGAUCAAACACUUCUUCCUCAUCAGUACCUGGUCCCAACAAUAAAAAUACCGAUACAUCAGAGACUUUCUAUCCGCAAAUCAUUCAGGCGCCACAUAUAAUGCCUGGCCUAUUUGCAGAAAUUAGAACAACUUGUCUAUCAUUUUACGUCAUUCGCCAUCUGACAGACUACCAAUUCUCGAAAUUCCAGUCCACAGAAAAAGUCCCUACGAUCCAUCAACUUGCGGCUCGAAAGGCAAUUCAAGAAAUUGAACAGUCCCGAGGAUGGAUGCAUAGCCAGACCACCUCCGAAACUCAAACCUUAGUCGAGAAAGAAAUCGUUCGACUCGGCGAGAGAUUUCAAAUCAUGAAUAAGUUGUACUCAUUCGUAGCAGUUAGAUCAAGUGACGAGGAAAUUCUCAACAAGAAACUUUUCAAGCAUAAAAGCUAG
This is a messenger RNA of Botrytis deweyae, 558 nucleotides long. RefSeq lists its product as uncharacterized. The record is from RefSeq and is a predicted model, not a curated record. NCBI's taxonomy places the organism in Eukaryota, Fungi, Ascomycota, Leotiomycetes, Helotiales, Sclerotiniaceae. The transcript has 2 exons. Bases 1 to 558 code for a protein of 185 amino acids.